Guyanagaster necrorhizus is the source of this 735-nucleotide messenger RNA. RefSeq lists its product as uncharacterized. The record is from RefSeq and is a predicted model, not a curated record. The transcript is spliced from 6 exons. The coding region runs from base 1 to 735 and encodes 244 amino acids. NCBI's taxonomy places the organism in Eukaryota, Fungi, Basidiomycota, Agaricomycetes, Agaricales, Physalacriaceae.
AUGAAUUUCAAUAGCACUAACAUAAAUGAUGCUGCAGGAGUAAAGGCUCUUCUUGACACUCUUCAAGCAUCGCAGGCCUGGCAACAGGCUAUCGCGACCUCAACGGAGAACAAGGAGGCUCCCCCGCAGGCUGUUGUAGAAUCCCCCUCGUCGUCUUCAUCUGCUUCAAGUUCAGUUGCGGCUCUAUUGGCCCAACUGCAACGUCCCCAGCCGCCGGCAAAGGACCCUUCUACUUUCGACGGUACUCGUGUCAGCCCCAAACACAACCGUUCUUCGGCAUUUUCCUCGCCCGCGGAAGAUACUCGAUCAUUUACUUUCCAACAGGCGCUUCCACGCAUUGUACAACUUUCCCAAGACUCCAAAUUCAUCGAGAAGAUCGCGCAGAUCAAAAAAGAACAGGAUGUGCUUGAAAGGCAACUCUGGGAAGAGAGAGGUCACAUUCAAAGCAAGUAUGACGAAAAAGUGAAGAAUGCCAGAACUAGGGCAAAUGUCAUAGGCUCCGACAUCUCGAAACAUGAAGCAGAUAUGUUAUGUGAUGCGCAUCGGAAAGAACUGCUUCGAUUUGACACGCAGCGAGCCCUGCCUCUCUGGGACAAUCUCGUCCGCGAACAGCAAGAACGACUUGGCCAGGCCGGUGUUCCCGCAAUGUACGCGACUGCAAUGGGAGCGGACCGGGAGCGGCAGCAGCGUAUCAUCCAAGUACUGGAGGGACUGAUCGGGCCAGGACGAGUGUAA